Molecule: messenger RNA, 837 nt
Organism: Penicillium crustosum
Lineage: Eukaryota; Fungi; Ascomycota; Eurotiomycetes; Eurotiales; Aspergillaceae
Exons: 4
Coding region: 1-837 (278 amino acids)
Biological process (GO): transmembrane transport
Cellular component (GO): plasma membrane
Molecular function (GO): water channel activity
Source: RefSeq, a predicted model, not a curated record
AUGCUGUUCAAGAAGCGCUCGUCUGAUGCCUCGACGCUCGGGGGGUCGCAGGGAAACCAGCUGCUUAUGCUGCGGCUCCCAGACAAGCUACAGUAUAACUUGCUCUGUCUGAUGGGCGAGUUUGUGGGGACUUUCCUGUUUCUCUUCUUUUCUUUCGCGGGUACACAGGUGUCCAAUACCCCCAUGCCGCCACCUGGCUCCCCGCCAAAUACUUCCAACUUGAUGUAUUCCGCACUUUCUUUUGGAUUCGCUUUGACGGUCAAUGUCUGGGCGUUCUACCGAGUCACGGGUGGUCUUUUCAAUCCGGCGGUUACUCUUGCCCUCUGCCUGACUGGUGGCAUGCCCCCUCUUCGGGGGGUUGUGUGCGUGGUGAGUGCCCUGUUCCCGGGCCCGCUAAACUGCGCGACACGACUUGGUGGUGGUGCAUCAAUUGUACAAGGACUCUUCAUUGAGAUGUUCUUGACGGCGCAGCUUGUGUUUGUCAUUAUCAUGUUGGCGGUGGUGAAGCACAAGUCCACCUAUUUGGCUCCAGUAGGAAUCGGUCUGGCCUUCUUUGUCGCAGAACUGAUUGGUGACUACUAUACCGGAGGGUCUCUCAACCCAGCUCGUUCCCUCGGACCGGAUGUGAUCAACCGCUCGUUCCCGGGAUACCACUGGAUCUAUUGGCUCGGUCCUUUGCUUGGAUCCCUUCUUGCAUCCGGUUUCUAUCAACUCCUGUGUCUCGUGCGCUGGGAGAGGAUCAACCCCGGUCAGGAUUAUAACGAGGAAGAGGUAGCCAGGAAGGAGUCCUUGAUUGGUUCUGAGCAUACCAUCACUGCCAAUGUCGCUCCCCCCUAA